UUCGUCUUGGCUGUUUCUCUUGGGUAUGUACAGGAUUUUCUCAUGCAAGUUCCUCAACAUGUACUUGGCUUAUGAUUUAGUAAAUCGGGGAUCUUCAGCUGGGAUGUUUUUCCUGACGUGCGUUGCGGUUUUCUUUCAUGUUCACGUUGGUUAGGUUGGAGAAGGUGAGGGUGAGGACAGUUGCAGGGAAGGCAAAGGCGGCGGGAACAUUAAUGGGGAUCGGUGGGGCAAUGCUGCUCACGUUCUACAAGGGAGCGGAAGUCAACCUCUGGUCAACGCACGUGAACCUGUUGCGCCACGUGGCGGCGACCCGGCGGGGCCAGGUGGGCUCGAGCGAUCUCCUCCUGGGAUCGCUCUUGGCCGUGGCAAGCUGCUUCUGCUACGCUUCGUGGUUGAUCAUCCAGGCAAAGAUGAGUGAAGAUUUCCCAUACCAAUACACGAGCACGGCUCUGAUGACCUUCUUGGGGUCGAUCCAAGCGACAGUUUACGCACUGUGUCGAGAGAGGGAUUGGAGCCAGUGGAAGCUCGGAUGGAACAUCAGGCUCCUCACCGUAUCAUACGCGGGGAUAGUCGCUUCCGGUUUAUGCUAUACUCUAAUCGUUUGGUGCGUACGGAUGAGAGGACCGGUGUUCGUGUCAGUUUUCAAUCCUUUGAUGCUGGUGACCGUGGCCUUGGUGGGGUCUAUGGUGUUGGAUGAAAAAUUGCAUAUGGGAAGCAUUCUAGGUUCAGGGCUCAUAGUACUCGGCCUCUAUGCGGUGCUAUGGGGCAAAAGGAAGGAGGACAAGAAGACAAAUCAAUUAGCGCCAUUGAGCGGUCCCAGUGAGUCUAAAUCCAUUGAGAUCGCCGUCGCCUCUCCUAACGAGAACGACAUUAAGGAGGGUGACGAUGUUCGAGAGCCAUCACAAAAGGAGAGCAACGUGACGAAAGAAAGUCUCGAAGAGAAAAGAGAAGAAGAAGCAGAUCAAGUUGAACGAGCAACUGACCUUGUAUAAGCGUAUGAUGUACAAUUAUUCCAAAUGCAAGCAGGCAUGUAAACGUGCAAAAAAGGGGGUAACUUCAUCUUGUCCAGAAGGGGGCAUCUUGGUAAAUAGUCAGACAUUGUCGAUACGAUAUAGAAUGCAAAGGCUGUAAGAUAUACCCACGUUUUGCCAUUCCCUUUUGCAUGAUUAAUUCAAUUACAAUGUUAUAAUUUUUUUGUAAAGCCCAAUUAAAGAGGAGGGUAUACUUGA
This is a messenger RNA of Eucalyptus grandis, 1229 nucleotides long. Its product is annotated as WAT1-related protein At1g68170. Gene Ontology annotation, cellular component: plasma membrane. Bases 138 to 992 code for a protein of 284 amino acids. The record is from RefSeq and is a predicted model, not a curated record. Gene Ontology annotation, molecular function: transmembrane transporter activity. NCBI's taxonomy places the organism in Eukaryota, Viridiplantae, Streptophyta, Magnoliopsida, Myrtales, Myrtaceae. The transcript has 4 exons.